Molecule: messenger RNA, 1560 nt
Organism: Triticum turgidum subsp. durum (durum wheat)
Lineage: Eukaryota; Viridiplantae; Streptophyta; Magnoliopsida; Poales; Poaceae
Source: the annotation of a GenBank genome assembly
AUGAGCUUCCCUGUCAAAUUCCAUCACAAAACUCAUAGACUUUGUUUCACCAAAGUAGACACUCAAGCGAAACAUUCCACUUAUAAAAGAAGGGGUGGUGAACUUGACAUGGAUCUCACCAUAUCUGCAGUUGCAAGCGAAUUUGUUAGCCGCUUCAUCUCCUUCCUCAUAAACAAGUACUCCUACUCAAGCCAUGUGCGAUUAGAGGAGAAGGUGGAGAGAUUGCAGCAUCUCCUAAUGAGAGUACACACGGUCGUUGAAGAAGCAGAUGGGAGAUAUAUCAUGAACUCCAGGAUGGUGAUGCAGCUCCAGUUGCUUUCAGAGGCCAUGUACCAAGGCUACCAUGUUGUUGACACCUUCAGGUACCAAAGCUUUGUGGACAAAGGCAUCAGCGAGGUUUGCAACUCAUCUAUUUUGCCUUUCGCCAUUCCUCUUAAGCGUACUCGCACAAUUGAAUGUACAAGAAGGGACAAAGUAGUGAACCUUGAUUUAGAUGGUGCCUUGAAAACCAUGCAAAGUGUUGUGGCUAACAUGAUGGAGUUUGUUGUGCUUUUGGGUGGAUGCGACCGCAUGGUGCGUAGACCAUAUGAUUCAUAUCUUUACUAUGAAAAUAUCAUGUUUGGACGCCAUGCCGAAAAGCAAAUGCUCUUGAACUUCUUGUUGCAACAGAACACGCCUGGUGAUGAACCAUCUGUUCUUCCAAUCAUAGGUGGUUGCACAGUCGGCAAGAAAACGUUGGUUGCUCAUGUGUGCCGCGAUGAGAGGGUGCAGUCGCGCUUCUCUUCGGUUUUGCACUUGAGUGGAGAAAACCUGCUGAAAAUUCUUGAGCAUGAAAGUACCAUGUUAGGCAAAAUGUUGGUAGUUGUUGAGUUUGCUUCCAAUAUAGAUGACAACGAUUGGAGAACAUUCCACUCAUUUGUUAAAAGGUUGGCUAGAGGUAGCAAGGUGAUCAUCAUAAGUAAACUCCAAAGAUCAGCCAGAUUUGGAUCAGUGAAGCCAAUUUUUCUCAAUAAUUUGUCCUUCGAGGAAUUAUGGUACCUAUUCAAGACACUGGCAUUUGGAAGUGCAAACCCGGAAGAACAUCCACGACUAGUACCAAUAGCACAAGAAUAUGCCAAGAUGUUGCACAUGGAAGAGUCACUUCUUGUUAUAAAUCCAGUUGCAGAUGUACUGAGGAACAACCUGAAUGUCCAAUUCUGGCUUUUCCUACUAAAAAAAAGAAGAAGAAUGCUUGAAAGGAACCUCUCUAUAUAUGGUGUGGAUCUGAAAAUACAAAUGGAACAAGGUUAUCCACUUGACUUAACAGAUUAUGCUAUGAAUCCACUGCGCGCGAUACCUUAUUCAGCCAUAGUUCCAAGAAAGAAGGAAUUACCAACGGUGACACUUGGGGAUCUCGUGGCAGAUCCUAGUGUUAGGCCAAAAGGGGAGUUCAAUUUAGUGACAUGGGAAUCAAGGAUUCCUCCUUACAAUUCAGCAUCUUACUUUGUUCCGGACUGGGUUCAGGAUAUGCGUGAAGGUACCCUCUUGCCAGGGAGGAAGCGACGCGAAUUCCAUGUAUAA